This is a messenger RNA of Perca fluviatilis (European perch), 1950 nucleotides long. Its product is annotated as ras-related protein Rab-3A-like. Gene Ontology annotation, molecular function: GTPase activity; GTP binding. Gene Ontology annotation, biological process: axonogenesis; regulation of exocytosis; regulation of synaptic vesicle fusion to presynaptic active zone membrane. The coding region runs from base 254 to 913 and encodes 219 amino acids. The record is from RefSeq and is a predicted model, not a curated record. NCBI's taxonomy places the organism in Eukaryota, Metazoa, Chordata, Actinopteri, Perciformes, Percidae. Gene Ontology annotation, cellular component: synaptic vesicle membrane; axon; plasma membrane. The transcript is spliced from 5 exons.
GCCGUGUUGAGUCUAACAGUUGCAACGGAUAACAUGCGGAUUGUUUGUCGCUUGUUAUAUCCUGGUUUUAGACUGGACAUUUAGUCGUAAAUAAGGAAGAGUAACCUUCAUUUGACAUAACGUUAGCGGGUAUGCUUAGCUAGCUCCUACUGCCACUUCUAAAUACUGGUAACGGUCUGCUGCGUUAACUGCAUUUAAAUCUGUAUUGCUUCCAUCUCUUCAACAAUCGUUUGUUCUGUAUUGUAGGUGGUAGAUGGCGUCUGCAAAUGCCACAUACGGACAGAAGGAAUCCUCGGACCAGAACUUUGAUUACAUGUUUAAAAUCCUCAUCAUUGGCAACAGCAGCGUAGGAAAGACUUCCUUCCUCUUCCGCUAUGCAGACGACUCCUUCACGCCAGCCUUUGUCAGCACAGUGGGCAUCGACUUCAAGGUGAAGACCAUCUACAGGAACGACAAGAGGAUAAAGCUGCAGAUAUGGGACACUGCUGGCCAGGAGCGCUACAGGACGAUCACCACAGCUUACUACAGGGGGGCCAUGGGCUUCAUCCUCAUGUAUGACAUCACCAACGAGGAGUCCUUCAACGCCGUUCAGGACUGGUCGACCCAGAUCAAGACGUACUCAUGGGACAAUGCCCAGGUCCUCCUGGUGGGGAACAAGUGUGACAUGGAGGAUGAGCGGGUGGUGGCCUCAGACAGGGGCCAGCAGCUGUCCGAACAGCUGGGUUUUGAGCACUUUGAAGCGAGCGCUAAAGAUAACAUCAACGUGAAGCAGACCUUCGAGCGGCUGGUGGACAUCAUCUGUGAGAGGAUGUCCGAGAGUCUGGACAACAACGACCCGGCUGUCACCGGCAAUAAACAGGGGCCCCAGCUCACCGAGCAGCCUCAGAGGUCCCAUCAGGAUUGUGCUUGCUAGACUUGACCAAACACAAACACACUGCUGUCCUAAAAUCCAAACACCUUUUAUUUUUUUUUUAUUUAUUUUUUUUUUAAGGUUUGUCUCUCACUUUCUUUUUCUUCCUCAUAGGUACGUGCACAUACACACAAACACUGCCAUACAGAGACACACAACCUGGCUGCUUAGAUUCUCCAUCUCUCUCACCUCACCAAGAGCAUUAUCCAAAUGAGCCGGCUCGCCCCAAAGAUUUGGUGUUUUCAGUAACGUCAUCUUAAAGUUUUUGUGGAUUUCAGUAAUGGAAAGAACAUUUAACAGAGGUACAAUCCCAGUCCGUUUUGCUUUCUUAUUCACACACACACACACACACACACACACACACACACACACACACACACACACACACACACACACACACACACACACAAACUAUACUGUAUACUAACAGAAUUAUAGAAGGCCAUGAAGGCUGAGACUUCAUCAUUCCUUGUUGUCUGCUGUUGGGUUUUAAUAUAAAAGGCUGUGGAUCCUCCAGUCCCAGGCCCCACUCAGUACCAACGCCUCAAACCGAAAUUCAGACAAAUCCGUUGCAUUUGUUUUACUUAAUCCGAUUGGAAAUAUAUGUUUGAUGCUUUUUUUUACGUUUUUGAGUUUGUUGGGUGUGGGUUUGAGCAUGUGGAAUCACCGGUCAUUCGUGUCGUGAUUGAGUUUCUACAGAUAAUUAUGCUCCCAGUUUGACAUCCAAACGAGUUCAUUUGAAAGUUUGUUGUCCUUUUUUUUUCUUUUUUAGGAAUGUACGUAACAAUAGUCAUGCGUAUCAGUUCGCUUGUCAAGUUUUUAUAAUUAUUAUUCAUUUUUGGCCCCUUCCCCAGAUUUUUAAAUUGUCGUUUAGUGAAAUUGGUUGGCAGUGUCAGUCGCUGUGGUCUCGGUGUAAAGAGCUGCAUAGCCUCUGGAGGUUGCUCCAUUUUUAGAUUCUUAGUUUUUCUUAGUUUGUUUUUUUUUUUACUAUUUUUUUAAGACAUACGACAGAAUAAAAGGAAAAGGGAUGUCUCUCACCA